AUGCCCGGCAGCACCAGCGCUGCGACCUGCACCAGGAGACACUACGAGAGGCUGAUGCUUCCUUAUGAAGAGCAUCUCAUAGAAGGAGGACAAGAAUUCAAAAUCCCAGAAUCCCCCUUGCCUCCGAAGCCCAGAGGGAUCCGAGGAAGGAAACCGCUUCAGAGAGGCAGAAAACCAGGACCCAAGUCCAAGGACACGAAGAUGAUGAGCGCUGCGGCUCCUUCUCGUACUAUUGUGACCCCGAACGGCACCGUGGUGGUGAAGCGAGGCAGAGGCCGGCCGCCGGGCACACGCAACAAGGCCACGCUGAUCGCUCAGGCCAAGCUGAUGGCUCAACAGCAGGCGAAGGUCAAAACGGCCGCCGAGUCUCCGCUGCUGAGUCCUCUGCUUUCAGUCGCAGGUGGAGGUGCACCAACCGCCAGCUGCACACACAGGACAAUCCAGCCGGCUAUCCUCACUGUCAACAUGCCCCUCACCCCGGACCUCUCCCCCAUGUCCGCCCCCUUCCUCCCCUUCCAGCUCAAACCAAAGGAGCUGAAGUCGGACAGAGGGGAGUCUGUGGCUCCGCCUCCAGGUGUGCUCCUCUCCACGCUGCCUCGCCACUUUGUUGGAGGAUCUCUGGGCGGCUUCAGCCCCAUCAACGGCGUCUGUCCUCUGGAUGUUUUCAGGAACCGCAUCAGCCUCCAGAGAGGCCCAGAGAGCCCGGCCCUGACGCCUCAGGACCCGACCCAGCACCAUCCAACAAUCUACACCCUACAGCCCAAAAGUGGAAUCCCGGAUACACCUCAUCCCAGCGGGGACCAGCUUCAGCCUCAGCCCCACCUGCUCCACCAGCAACACAACCGCUGCUCGGGGUGCACCGUGGACGAGGCAGGCCAGAGAGGAGGCAGUCGGGACGCCAGGAACCGGCCUCCUCUGCCUCCUCUCCGGGUUCUGCCUUUGAACCUGGACUGCAGCGUUCAGGUGUGCCAGCUGAUGAGGACUCGUCUGGGCUCGUCUCAGUUCCAGACCUUCACCCGACGACUGUCUGAGGCUCUGUCCCAGGACCUGAGCACCAAGCCCCCCUGCUCUCCCAUCACCCCGCCCCCCGAGCAGGCGCUGCCUCUCAACCUCAGCAAACGCUUCAUGGCUAAGAGACCCAGCACAGAGGGGCCGGAGUCGAGUCUGGCAGCGUUCAACGGGAACGCCGAUCAACCGCCAUCCAAGAGACCCAGACUCGGCUGCACGGAGCAGGCCGACAACUUCAGUCUGGGAGGCCGGUCCAGCUCUGGAGGCAGCGGAGGAGAAGGAGAGCAGGAUGUGGAGAUGAAGAACCAGGAGGAACCCGCAGACCUGAGCUCCCCCAGCAGGAUCAGGGCCUUCCUGCUCGGGCUGCCACCCUUCCAGGUGAAGUUUGAGGACGAUCUGAACGGGACGAGGUUUGGGAAAUUUCUUCCUCCAGGAUCUAUGGCUGAAACCCAGAGGACCGAGACAGAGACAGGAGAGGGAGGAGUGGCGGUAAAGAAAGAGCAGGAGGUGGGUGAACUAGAGCGGUGUGAAACUGAGAGAAGCAACAAACUACAGAAGUCGGAGCAGGAGGAGAAGGAUCCCACUCUCCUCUCUGCUCCGGCUCCAGCAGAGCUGAAGAGAGCGGGGCCCUCAAACACGCACUGUUUCUAGCAUUACGCCCUCUGUUGAUCUUUAGCUUUUUGUGCUCAGAAAACUGUCGGAUAAAUCGGGCAUUUGUCUGUUUUGGGAAGUGGAAAGUGGGAUCCACCGUGGAUUUUUGGACGCUGGAUGCUUCGGUGGUUAAUCCGGCUCAGGGGUAAAAGCCUGAAUACGCGGAGCAGGGAUGUUUCUUUGCUUCACAUUUGAGAACAUUUGAACUCGCAACUUCUCGUUGUUUCCCCAUUACGUCUCCUUGUUGUCGUUUUCGUUCUGUUUCCCGAUCACGUCGUUGGUUGAACUUCGCAGAGGGAUGACGACACUGACACUCAUGACAAUCACAAAUCAGUUUCUCUUCCUUUCUCUGUGGAUUUCUGUCUCUUUGUGGUAAAAAAGAAACAGAGGAGUGAGACUGUGACUCUUUAACAAACACUGCCAUAACCCUCCAUAACACUAUUAACUCCACUAUUUAAUGUUACGGUGAAGCAUUAAAUAAUUACGUAAAAUAAAUCAAUUCUAUCUAUCGGUGAUGCUAUGCAUCGAGCCGUCAUAAAUACGCAUCUAGAGUGUACUGUAGUUUGGUAGUUUCAUUUUUAAAUUGUACUCUACUUCUGUAGAGAGAUAGUUAUUUUCUGAUAAAGUGUCUGGAUGUUAUCUGGAGCUCCUCAGUCUUCACAUUAUAGCUCGUUAAGUGAAGCAUUUCUAUAGUCCUGCUCGUUAGCUGAAGUUAUAUAAACCUUUCUUACACAUAUGUGCCUUAAUGGCCUGCGAUCUGUUUCAUCGCCGGCUUCAAAUACAUUCAGUUAAAGAGAUACCUUGAUGUUCAUCUGUUUAGUUUCUUCACUCCUCAGAAGGGCUGGGUGCGAGUGUAGACGUGACACCGUUUAGAUUCUGUUACUAGUGUUCGACGCCAGCUCUCACGACUACUCUGUGCAGCUGACGCAUUUCAUGCCGCACUUCGGUUCGAUACCCAGCCCUGCUGUUUGCAUUGUACAGACCACCGUGGCGCUCGCGGUGGCGCCGUCUUCUCGCCUUCAUCACUGCAACUGUUCGACCAAUGAGAAAUCGGCAAAGGAGGAAGAAUUGUUUGUAGAGAUCAAACGUUAACAUGUAGCCCAAGCAUUCACACUACCUCAGGUUUUUCUUUUUGUUUUUUACAUUUACACCUGCUUUAUCUGUUUCAGGGGGGCUGGAGCCUUUCCCAUCAUGCAUUUGGGUAGAUGACAGGGUUAGAUGCAAGUCCAUAAACACAGACAGACUUAAGCCAGUUUUCUCUUAACUCUCUCCAGAGUUUCCGUUUCUCGCAUGUAGCACACGUCCGUGUCAGAAGCUUUCUCACUGACUGGAAACACUCCGUUUGGUUCAGUGGCGGCGUCUUGCAAGAGCGUGCAGGAAGCACGAUAUGACGCAGAUUACGCCGCAGAAUGUUUGAUAACUUCAGGGUUGCAGUGCACAUGUGAACGGGGCUUUAGAUCUUCCUCUCGGUGUUAAAGAAUAAUUCUGGUGAUAUUGUUAUAGAAAGAAAAUGGCACCAGAAUGAUCCUUUAACCUGCCGUCUGUAUCUGGACACUCUGGGAUUACUAAUCUCCCGUUAAUCCUGUUCAAUCUGUACAAGAAAGGAAGUUUAAAUACGACGAGUUAGCGUUUAUCGGGGGUUAUGUCCCAGAAUAAAUGUUACUUCCUGGAUCCAAGAAAUAGUCGGACGCAAAACCUCAAACUGUUGUAAUCUGCGAGCGUUUGUAUUCUGUUACUGUUGGACAGGCGAGAUGUUUCCAGACUUUGUGCUAAGCUAAGCUAGCUUCAUCUUUAGGGUGCAGACAUGAGAGCUCAUUUAAAUCUCAGCAAGAAGGGAAAUAAGUUUCCCAAAAUGUCAAACUGUUGCUUUAAGAAUGCAGCCGAACUGUACAGAUGUCCUUUAGUCCCGACUGAGAUCUGAAGACUGUUAAAGUUCCCUGAAGAUAUCCGGAUACAGAUCGCAUGUUGUGAGGAAAUCAAACCAAAGAAUAUGUUGCCGUUAUCCACUUUCAAACCGCUCCGCCCGGCUUCUUCCUCUUCUUCGUCUAAAGUGCCAACACAAAACAGCGACUCCAUAUUGUGACGUCAAGGUAUCCCUUUAAUCGCAGCCUUUUCCUUGGACUUUCAGAUUUGCACACCUACUGUACCCACAUGCUCAAUUUGUUUCCCCAUAUUUAUACUUGCCAUCGUUUUUAUUAUUUUAGUAGUGGAAUCAACCACGACACCGAAAUUAACUGGUGCUGUUUAUUCUUAGUUAUGUAGCCACAUCGUUGCUGUUUUUUUUUUUAUUCAUAAAGCUGCAAAUUCUUUUUCAUCUCAGUAAGUCAGACUUCAGUCUCAAACGGCUUCUUCUUCCUGCUUUGGUUAAAAACACGUUUCUUCUGAUUUUAUUUGACCGUUGGCUUUGUGUGAGACAGAUACGAAUUGUUUGUGAAUGAAUGCAUGAGUAGAGAAAUGUAUACUCAGUAGAUUAUAGCUGCGCAGAUGCACCAAAGCACAUGUUACUCCACCAGAAAUCACCUCCAAGACCUUUCUAGAACGUUCGCCAUGUUGAAGUCAGAGUUGUCGUUAGUAUGUCAGGAUAUUAUUAUUUUACUACUCUUACACGAGGAUUAUUUCUUGAAAACAAUCAAUGCAGUACGAUUUGAUAUCUCACAAUAGGUCUGAUAAUCUGAGGAAUGAUGUAUAUUGUGUGUCUGUAGACCUUUUAUUUAUUAAGGCGAGGGGUUCGUGAGCGUCGCACUGCAGUUCUCCGUGUGCGUCGAAGGAAAACGUUUGUGCGACUAAAGAUAAAAGUGUCGAUGGGGUGAGAAGUCGCGAGGUGGCGGUGAGACCACAUUACUAAAGCACCACCAGCGAAGAAGAAUGACGGCAGUUUCACUUUCACACGUUCACGCGGUUGCUGAACAUAAUAAAAGUGACGGAUAAGAGACGGAGUUCCGAGCUACACCGACACUAACCGGACCAAACGAUGCGCGUAACGUCGCGCUAUAACGGUGAUAUUAAAACAUAUAUAAUACUACUACGUGAAUAUGUUUGCGUCGCGUCUCUACAGCUUCGAGUGGCAUCGGCACUUUUACCUUCAGACGACACUUUAUACAAAGUUCAAGUGUGAUACUCGCACUGGGAGGUUCCCAGUCAAACCACCGCUCCUCAACGUUUUGUUGCCUUUUUUCGUUUCUGCAUGUUAAUUUCUAUAUUAAUGACAACAUGACUCCAACGCCUGGUGUUGAAUAGUUCUUCUUCUUCUGUGGUUUAUUCAAGCUUUAGUUUGUAAAGGUUUAUUUAGGUAUAAUUUCUUUAUUUUUCUUUUCUCCUUUUUGAUAAAGUUAAAGAUUUAAAUGUUUACAUUUUGUUAUGCAUGUUCAAACAGAUUUGUUAUAUCCAGUGUUUUGCACACUACUUCAGCAUCAGUCUUGAACAGCACUGCUCAUAAAGUACUUACAAAUGAAGUGCCUGAUACUUAAAAGUAAAAAAAAAAGAAUUGGAGUUGAUAUUCGUAAGCAAAUGAAAGUUACGUUUGCUCAUUAGCCUUCAUGCCAUUGACUUGAACAACGGCUCCCGUUGUCUUGCUCGGCUCCGCGGCGUCCGUCGGAGCGAACUGGACCUACAGGACACCAAGAGGCCGUCAGAUUCAUCCGGUGAGCAACAUUCAUGAAGAUAAAUGAUCAACUUAAAGGUGCUACAUGUGACAUUUUAACAUCUGUGAGUUGUUACAACACAGGAAGAGGGCGCCGUCUGUUUCUACAGCAAACAAGCAGACAGUAGAAGAAGAGUAACUUCGUAGCGCUUUGUGAACUGAACUGUGAAAUGUCUAAGGGUGCGACAAACAAUAAUUUUUCAUUAUCGAUUUGAAUGUGCAAAUAAUCUUUCUUGAUGAAGUCUAUAAAAUGUCCUUCACGCCUUUAAAUCCGUGUUUCUUUCCUGAGCGGCGUUCUAAAGCUUCAGGUCAAGAAGGAACAGAUUUCGACACUCCAGACAAGUGAAUUUGACAUUACAAAAGAUUUAAAUCUUCAUUAUUGAUGAAUUGAUUUGCUGUUUAGUCAAUAAGACGUGUGUUCAAAGUGACGUCUUUAAAUGUUUGUAUUGUCCAGCCAACAGACCAAAACCCAAAGAUAUUCAGUUUACUCUCGUAUAGUUGAAAAAAGUCCUGCAAAUUUCCACAUUUGAAGCUGGAACCAGCAAUGUUUUUACAUUUUUGUGUAAAAAAUGUCAAUCGAUUAAUGAUCUAAUCGCUAGAAAUGAGGUUGAAUACGACAGAAUCUGUCAGCCAAUCGAGUUCCUGGUGGUUUUUUACGACUUUGAGGCGACGGUAGGAGCUAGAAGUAGAGGCAGCAGAGGGGAUUAUGGGAAAUGUAGUCCGAAUUUGGAGAACCACCAGCAGUAAAAGUGUUUUUCCAUCAUGUAAAAGUGAUAUAUUGAUGUUAGAAAUGCUGCAUGUGGCACCUUUUUAUAAACUGUUGGAUGUUAAGUACCAAUGAAUGUCUCAGUCACCUGUGAUCUCAUUUUUAUCACUUGACAACAUUUCUUUUCAUGCUUUUUGUUUUGUUUUUUCCUCGUUGAAACAAAAGAUCAACUUUACAAACAGAAGUCGUGUUCUUUUCUUUACAAACUGUUGAACUUUUGAAGAGAACCGACGCUUUCUGGUAUAAUCACAUUGUCACCUGCCCGUGUGGCGUUUGACUCGACCUUUGGAUGAUUGCAGAUCUGCAGCACAAGCUCCAGUUCCAUUUUUUGUUUUGUUUCUAUAAGCGGUAAACGGCUGGCAGUGUCAGGUACCAUUCCAUUUUAACACUGUAUAUUUAUAAUAAAAGUAAUCUGUUAAUGAAA
Messenger RNA from Cottoperca gobio, 6489 nucleotides. RefSeq lists its product as uncharacterized. The record is from RefSeq and is a predicted model, not a curated record. The transcript has 4 exons. The coding region runs from base 1 to 1659 and encodes 552 amino acids. Lineage: Eukaryota; Metazoa; Chordata; Actinopteri; Perciformes; Bovichtidae.